Molecule: messenger RNA, 1871 nt
Organism: Cotesia glomerata
Lineage: Eukaryota; Metazoa; Arthropoda; Insecta; Hymenoptera; Braconidae
Exons: 3
Coding region: 1-1770 (589 amino acids)
Source: RefSeq, a predicted model, not a curated record
AUGAUAGUUGCAUAUAAAUUAGUGUUGGUAGGGAGUUUGCUGGUAGCCGUAGCGCCAGUGAUUAAAAGUGAAACAAAAGGACUUAUAGAAUUGAAAAAUGUUAGGGUUGGUGCAAUAGUCAAUCGCUUACAACGUAACGAGUCUACUAUUGAAGUGCACGGCAGUAUCUUCAAAAGUAAUACUACUUAUCCAGAAAUAUAUCGGAAUUUUACUGAAUUUAUACGUUAUCCGCCAAGUUGGCGUUCUCGUCAGUUUGAUUGUAUUGAAUCUAUUCAUUUGGUUUCCCAUCCGUCUGUUAUAGCUGAUAAUAAAUUUACUUCUAAUAAUGCGAUCGAUCGGUCAUUUCUUCAACUUGAAGAGAAUUUACUUGAAAGGGAAAAAUUAAAUAUUGAUGAUAAAUUUAAAAAUAGCAACUAUACUUGCGUUCUUUAUGAAAUUUGUAAUCUUAAAGAAGAAAGAAUAAAAAAAAAUGUUAAAGUUUUUGACGAAGAUGAUUUGCCGGUUGAUACUAAUACUAUUACGUACGUUAGUAAUCAAAAUGCUGUUUUUAUGGUCAAAAAGGGAAUUGAAACUGAUUAUGUCGCUUCUAUUACUAAAGGAACUUGCUUAGCUCAGGUUUACGCUUACGAAAAGGAUUCAAUAAAAGAGCAAUUAUUCAGUUCUUAUGCCGACAAAAUAAUCGCAUUCAAAAGUCCUUUAGUAUCUGCGACUAACAACACAAAACUUGAAAAUUGGAUGGAAGAUUUUUUAAAUAAGACCCAAUCUUCCUUAUUCAAUUUUGAAAAUUUUUCCGUACAAAAUCAAAGUAAAAUUUUUAAGCGCAUGGAAAGCGAUGCAAUUAGAGACUUUAGAUUGGUUAAUUUACCAACAUUGAGUGACAAAUUAAUAAAAUUCCCUCCGACUAAGAAACAAUUGCAACAACUAAAGCCAGGUUACACAUUAAAUAUAAGAGAAUUGAAAAAUGACACAGUUUCAGUUAUAAGUAUAAUGAACCUAAAAUUACAUGAAGAAACAUUUUCUGGCUCUGAUAAAAACUUUGCAAUGACAAUCCGUACGCGUAAUAACGACGAAAAAAUUAAGUCUUCUUGUCCAUUUGAACGGUUGGCUGUUCGAAGCAGUGAUUAUGUAAAUGAUCACCAAGAUUUGGAGUUCUUUAAUUGCUUGGUAGAGAAACAACUAUUUGGAGUAUCUGAGUACCUUAAAAAGGAGUUUAAAAGAAUGGAAGUUAGAGUUUGUCGCACUGUUAAGAAAGAAUUACUUGAAGAACCUUUGAGUAUUAUUAACUGGCACAAAGACUUUGAGGAUAUUGGGUACAAUGUUUUUAUUGAUGAAAAUAUUGCUAUUAGAUACCCCAAGGAAGGUGAAACUCAUUAUGUUUCUGCUGUUCAUAAGGGAGAUUGUUUAUAUCAGGCAUUUGUCUACAAAGCAAGUGAUAACAUUGACACCUCCCUACCAUUAUUCAACAGUGAAUUGAUAUCAGGAAGUGGAGAUAUCAAAUUUAUAAAUAAAAUUCGGGAAUUGCUUCUCAACACCGAUACUCCUAAACACGGCUUGUAUCAAGUUAUUAAAAAUGAAACUCUUAAUUCCGAAGUUAAGAAACAAUUUGGAGAUGAUUAUGUAUUGAGUGUAAACUUGCGCCCAAUGCGCACUGCACGUCCUCCACCUCAGUUAAACUUGAUAGAGCAUUACUUCAAUUUUGGCAACUCAUUACAAGCUUCUCUAGUGACUAUUUUAAUAAUCAUGAUAGCAGCCAAAUUAUUCAUCAAUUAAUUAAUAUUCAUCUAUUUAUUCGUACCCUAAUUAAUGUAUUGUACUUAACACCUCGUACAAAUUCCUUAAAUUGGUUUAAUAAAUUAAUUUUUUAUUUCUUG